Messenger RNA from Acanthosepion pharaonis, 795 nucleotides. The record is from the annotation of a GenBank genome assembly. Lineage: Eukaryota; Metazoa; Mollusca; Cephalopoda; Sepiida; Sepiidae.
AUGAUUCUUUCCUCUCAACUUGUUCUUUUCUUUCAGUUACACUCUGAGAUUUCAAAAUCAAUUUCUUCCUCGACUCGAUUUGACUUGAUUGGCGAAAGCGUCUCUUCGCAGCCCGCCCUCAUGUCGUACAUGAUUGUCACGUUGGCAUCUUCGAUAACGCAGUCAAAUCCGUGCACAGCGUCACCUAAUGUCAAAUCGCCAAUCGAUCAAUGGCUGUGGAUUGUCAGUGCUGAGAACUGUUUUCAGCCCUUUUUAUCUCCCUACGUAUUUAUUUUAAUUUAUUCAAUUUAUCUCAUUCAUAUUGUCUUUCUCCCUACGUAUUUAUUUUCAUUCAUUUUAUCUCACCCAGUUCAUAUUUUUAUUUCAGCCCUUUUAUCUCCCUACGUAUUUAUUUUAAUUUAUUCAUAUUUAUCUCACCCAGUUCAUAUGUCUUUCAGCCCUUUUAUCUCCCUACGUAUUUAUUUUAAUUUAUUCAUAUUUAUCUCACCCAGUUCAUAUCUGUCUUUCAGCCCUUUUCUCUCCCUACGUAUUUAUUUUAAUUUAUUCAUAUUAAUCUCACCCAGUUCAUAUCUGUCUUUCAGCCCUUUUAUCUCCCUACGUAUUUAUUUUAAUUUAUUCAUAUUUAUCUCACCCAGUUCAUAUCUGUCUUUCAGCCCUUUUAUCUCCCUACGGACGGCAGAUAUAAGCUAUCUAUGUGGCUCUUUCUCUGUCUCACACACACACAUAUUUAUCAGUAUGUUUUCCUCUGUGUUUAUGGUUUUUCCUUACGGCAAGAUCAAACCGCAUGCACAUUAA